AUGACUCUUACUCCUGAUUCCAAUGUGUCCAAAAGGCAAGAACUCAACUGGUUUACUAUCUUGUUGAGCGAUGUAUCGCAGUGCAUCGUUCGCCCUCUCGAUAGCAGUUUCGCUAAGCCCUCGCUGUAUCAGAAACGCAGUGAGGAUGAUCUGCGCAUUUGGAAACUCCUCUCGUAUGCUCUCGACUACCCUAGCGUAGUCUUGGACAGCCGAAUUAGACAAGCCGUUCUCGGUAAGGUGGUCGGUUCCCAUUUGGAGGUAGAAGGAUUGGAGGUUUGGCUGGUGGUUCUGGAGAGAACGAAGAAAACCUUGGUCAAUGAGAGCCAGAACGUUUUGGAUCUUGUCGGCGCCCAGGUGCCCGCCUAG
Molecule: messenger RNA, 366 nt
Organism: Fusarium graminearum PH-1
Lineage: Eukaryota; Fungi; Ascomycota; Sordariomycetes; Hypocreales; Nectriaceae
Exons: 2
Coding region: 1-366 (121 amino acids)
Source: RefSeq, a predicted model, not a curated record